This is a messenger RNA of Limulus polyphemus (Atlantic horseshoe crab), 3444 nucleotides long. RefSeq names its product voltage-dependent calcium channel type D subunit alpha-1-like. Gene Ontology annotation, biological process: calcium ion import across plasma membrane. Gene Ontology annotation, cellular component: membrane; voltage-gated calcium channel complex. The annotation marks the transcript as partial. The record is from RefSeq and is a predicted model, not a curated record. The transcript has 21 exons. Gene Ontology annotation, molecular function: high voltage-gated calcium channel activity. NCBI's taxonomy places the organism in Eukaryota, Metazoa, Arthropoda, Merostomata, Xiphosura, Limulidae.
CAUGUAGUGCAGUGUGUGAUAGUAGCAGUAAAAACUAUUGGUAACAUCAUGUUGGUGACUGUCCUCCUUAACUUCAUGUUUGCUGUUAUUGGAGUACAGCUUUUCAAGGGCAAAUUCUUUUCAUGUAACGAUCCAUCCAAAAUGACAAAACAGGAAUGCAGAGGAGAAUUUGUCAUAUUUCAAGGCGGGGACGUUAGGAGCCCUGUAGUGGAGGAAAGACAGUGGACAAAAUACAAAUUUCACUUUGAUGAUGUAGCCCAAGGCAUGCUCAGUCUAUGUACAGUGUCUACAUUUGAAGGCUGGCCAUUGUUAUUGUAUGUAGCUAUUGACUCAAAUACAGAAGAUGGAGGACCAAUUCAUGAUUUUCGACCAAUGGUAGCUGUUUUCUUCAUUGUGUACAUAAUCAUCAUUGCUUUCUUCAUGGUGAACAUCUUUGUUGGCUUUGUUAUCGUGACAUUUCAAAAUGAAGGAGAACAAGAAUAUAAGAACUGUGAGUUGGAUAAAAACCAGCGGAACUGUAUAGAGUUUGCUUUGAAAGCUAGACCAGUAAGGCGUUUUAUACCAAAGCAUCGUGUUCAAUACAAAAUCUGGUGGUUCGUCACUUCACAGUACUUUGAAUACGCCAUCUUUAUCUGCAUUAUGGUGAACACACUAUCUCUAGCUAUGAAGUAUCACAACCAACCUGAAAACUAUACCACUGCCUUGGAUGUCUUGAACCAGAUUUUCACAGCAGUAUUUGCCCUUGAGUUUCUUUUGAAGGUUACGGGGUUUGGAUUCAAGAACUACUUUGGUGAUGCCUGGAAUGUGUUUGAUUUCGUCAUUGUGCUUGGCAGCUACAUCGAUAUUGUAUACUCUGAAGCUAACCCCGGUACAACUAUUAUUAGUAUCAACUUUUUUCGUUUGUUCCGGGUAAUGCGACUUGUAAAACUACUGAGUAGAGGAGAAGGAAUCAAAACACUACUCUGGACCUUCAUCAAGUCUAUUCAGGCUCUUCCGUAUGUCGCCCUGCUUAUUGUUAUGUUGUUUUUUAUCUACGCAGUGAUUGGGAUGCAGGUUUUUGGAAAAAUUGCCCUUGAUGAUGAAACUGCUAUUCACAGAAACACAAAUUUUCAAACAUUUCCACAGGCAGUUUUAGUCCUCUUCAGGUGUGCCACAGGUGAAGCCUGGCAGGAAGUAAUGCUAGCCUGCUCCAAUCAACCAACAGUAAUGUGCGACCCUCGAUCUGAAACCCCUGGAACCUGUGGGAAUAACUUUGCUUUGCCUUAUUUUAUCAGUUUCUAUAUACUAUGUUCUUUUUUGGUCAUUAAUCUAUUUGUCGCUGUUAUCAUGGACAACUUUGACUAUUUGACUCGGGAUUGGUCAAUCCUAGGCCCUCAUCACCUAGACGAGUUUGUACGACUGUGGUCUGAAUAUGAUCCUGAUGCAAAAGGUCGAAUCAAGCAUCUUGAUGUGGUAACUUUGUUACGGAAGAUUUCGCCCCCCCUGGGAUUUGGUAAACUCUGUCCUCACCGAGUAGCGUGUAAGAGACUCGUAUCGAUGAACAUGCCUCUAAACACCGAUGGUACAGUCAUGUUCAACGCCACUUUGUUUGCGGUUGUUCGAACUUCAUUACGCAUCAAAACAGAAGGAAACAUUGACGAAGCAAAUGAAGAAUUGCGUGCUGUCAUAAAGAAGAUUUGGAAACGAACUAGUCCUAAGUUACUGGACCAAGUUGUACCUCCUGCUGGUGCUGAAGAUGACGUUACAGUUGGCAAGUUCUAUGCCACUUUCUUAAUCCAAGACUAUUUCCGAAGAUUUAAGAAGAGGAAGGAAGAACGCGCUCUUGGCCAUGAUGGUGCUGUAGCUUUAACAGCCGGAUUACGUACACUUCACGAAGUAGGUCCUGAAAUUCGACGAGCUGUUUCAGGAAACCUGGAUACAGAUGAAUUUGGAAACUUCUGGGAUUCGGAGCCAUUACACAGAAGAAACCACCCAUUCUUUGGUAAUAUGUGGUCCUCUGUUAGACGAAACUCGAUAGGCAUUCAAAGCAAACCUUACCCAGAACGCUACAGUGCUAUGAAUCAUAUUAUUACUUCUAAGGUUAGAGCUGAAGACUCUCCACUUGCUGGCCGGACAGUGGCCAAAGCCAGAUUAGCUAAUAUUCCAGCCCUAGUGAUCGCUGGACUCACCCCUGAUGGUGAUGUUUACCGUCAAGUCAAAGAUGGAGAACACUUUGAAAAUGGAAGAACUCACCUCCUUCCUACUUCAAAUACUAGCCAUCCUGAUAAUCAACAGAAAGGUCAUGACCACAGAGAUCAUACGAUGGGAGUAAUAGGAAGUGCAGCAAACCUUGUUGGAAGAGUUUUGCACGAACAAGGUCUGGGUAAGUUCUGUGAUCCCGAAUUCGUGAGAACCACGCAGCGAGAGUUAGCUGAAGCCAUCAACCUAACCCAAGAGGAAAUGGAUAGAGCUGCCCACCAGAUUCUGCACGCGGGGACACAACAGACAUCUCCUGCUUUUGUCACCAAUGUUCCAGUGUUUGAUUCCUCCGGAAAAACACAGACAGUUGAUGGAACUCAAACCGCUCGUCCAUGCGAAGCUGGCAUGGCUCUUGUUGCUAAUACUCUGAGACAUGCCAACAGCCGUGGGUAUGACAACACGGUUUUAUAACAUUGGUAGUCAUAGGUGGAUCGUUAUAAUACUACUAUGAAACAAUUCGUUUGACAGUAAGUUUAUUUUGUUCUUGUUUACGAAAGUUUUAGAAGUUCUGAUGCUGAGUCUAGAGUUUGUUGAUGUCCUGCAGAUGGAUUUUGCCCCGAAGUGUGACCUUCAUUACUUUUUCUGUGUAAUAUUACACGAAGUAGAAACAAUUCAUGAUAAUUCCCAGUGCCUUCUUAAUAUAAACACACUUAUUUUGUGAUGAUUCUUCGCAGUGUCUUCCUAAUAAGUCUGUGGUGAUAAUUCCCAGUGCCUUUUUAUCAUAAAUAUACUUAAGGUGUGGUGAUAAUUCCCAGUGCCUUUUUAUCAUAAAUAUACUUAAGGUGUGGUGAUAAUUCCCAGUGCCUUCUUAGUAUAAAUAUAUUAAAUCUUUGGUGAUAAUUCCAAGUGCCUUCUUAGUAUAAGUAUAUUAAAUCUUUGGUGAUAAUUCCCAGUGCCUUCUUAGUAUAAGUACAUUAAAUAUGUGGUGAUAAUUCCCAGUGCCUUCUUAGUAUAAGUACAUUAAUCUUUGGUGAUAAUUCCCAGUGCCUUCUUAGUAUAAGUACAAUAAAUCUGUGGUGAUAAUUCCCAGUGCCUUCUUAGUAUAAGUACAUUAAAUCUUUGGUGAUAAUUCCCAGUGUCUUCUUAGUAUAAGUACAUUAAAUAUGUGGUGAUAAAUCCCAGUGCCUUCUUAGUAUAAGUACAUUAAAUCUGUGGUGAUCAUUCCCAGUGCCUUCUUAGUAUAAGUACAUUAAAUCUGUGGUGAUA